UUUCGUAUGUUGUCUACCCUUGCAACACAUAUUCAUAGUAUUUAGUGUCGUGUAUUGUUGCAAAGUAAUUGUCAUGGCUUCGGAACGUUAUAGUUUUUCGUUAACUACUUUCAGUCCAUCUGGGAAACUAGUGCAGAUAGAAUAUGCUCUAGCUGCUGUUGCUGCUGGAGCAGCAAGUGUCGGUAUUAAAGCCUCCAAUGGAGUCGUACUUGCGACAGAAAACAAACACAAGUCUAUAUUAUAUGAUGAACAUAGCGUUAAAAAGGUGGAAACGAUUACAAAGCAUAUUGGAAUGAUAUACAGUGGCAUGGGUCCAGACUACAGAUUGUUAGUAAAGCAAGCCCGUAAAAUGGCACAGCAGUAUCAACUUAUUUAUCAGGAACCAAUACCAACUGCACAGUUGGUACAAAGAGUUGCAAUGCUAAUGCAGGAAUACACGCAGUCAGGAGGAGUUAGACCCUUUGGUGUGUCUCUGCUAAUUUGUGGUUGGGACAAUGGCAAACCGUGUCUGUACCAAUGCGAUCCUUCUGGUGCAUAUUUUGCAUGGAAAGCUACAGCAAUGGGCAAAAAUUUUGUAAAUGGCAAGGUGUUCCUUGAAAAGCGAUACAGCGAAGAUUUAGAACUGGACGACGCUGUUCACACUGCUAUUUUAACUUUAAAAGAAGGAUUUGAGGGUCAAAUGACUGCAGAUAACAUAGAAGUCGGUAUUUGCAAUGCAAGUGGUUUCAGAAGAUUGGACCCUUCCAAUGUUAAGGACUACCUUGCCAAUAUUCCUUAAUUUCUACUUAUUUUUGUGAUCUUCAAACGCUUUAAGAAUUACGUAUUGCUGCACUGUCUCGUCGCACGAGAACAAGAAAGGACGACGCAUUUUCUAUAUUUUGUAAUUAUCACUACUAAAUUAAUAAAUAUAAUAUUUCUCUGUAUA
Messenger RNA from Megachile rotundata (alfalfa leafcutting bee), 925 nucleotides. It is a transcript of the gene Prosalpha2, whose product is annotated as proteasome alpha2 subunit. Gene Ontology annotation, cellular component: proteasome core complex; proteasome core complex, alpha-subunit complex. The record is from RefSeq and is a predicted model, not a curated record. NCBI's taxonomy places the organism in Eukaryota, Metazoa, Arthropoda, Insecta, Hymenoptera, Megachilidae. Gene Ontology annotation, biological process: ubiquitin-dependent protein catabolic process.